Messenger RNA from Bactrocera tryoni, 1680 nucleotides. RefSeq lists its product as uncharacterized. The transcript is spliced from 3 exons. The record is from RefSeq and is a predicted model, not a curated record. Lineage: Eukaryota; Metazoa; Arthropoda; Insecta; Diptera; Tephritidae. Bases 1 to 1680 code for a protein of 559 amino acids.
AUGUUAGCGCUCUCAAAACUUGUGCAGUCACUGGCGUUAAUACAUUUCCUCUCGUGGGCGCUCGCUUUCACUGUUCAACAGGAAGGAGAAAAUGUCCGCAAUCAAAGGCUCAUCGAAUUCCUUGUGGAACUGAAUCAUAGACAGCGGUACCAAACUGUCUUGCUGGAAAACUGUGCAGCAAACUCUUUCGACAAGGACAUUUGGGUAAAAAUGGAAACCCCGAUGAUACAACUACGAUCCGCAACUCAGUACCAAAAGGAAUUGAAAAUACUCUUCAACCACAAUUUGCUCGUCAUGGUGUGUGUGGAGCGCAACGUUGACUCAUUCAGUAUAAUCGGUGGACUUGCGAGACAAUUGCAGCACAUACGUGAUACACAUGUAAUUCUAUUGGCGGAAGCUGACGCAGAGGUGCACCAAGAACAAGUCGUCGAAAAACUCUUUCGGCAUUGCCAAGUGCUGCAAAUUUUAAACGUCAUCGCACUUUUUAGUGAUUUUAUAAGUACCCAUUUGGUACUCACGUUCGAUGCAUUUCCUACUUUCAAACUGACGGCCGUUCCAUUCAUGCCGUUUACGAACUAUUUCCCCGACAAAACUCGCCAACUCCACGGUCAUCCAAUCUACACAGAGCCCGAUCAGAACCAACCGAGAUCGUUUCUGUAUCGAGACCUCAGUGGUGCACUGAAAAUGUCCGGUUACAUAGGCAAACUGGUGGAGGCCUUUGGACAACAUUUAAACGCCACCUUGCGUUUUCCGCGUCUUAUUAACAUCAACGAAACUAUAUAUCAAAGAGAUCAGCACAACAGCACGCGGUCGGGCGUCAUCGACUUUGCAACCAGUUUGAGUUCUUACAGAUUCUUCGCACCCGUUCAGGAGUUCACAUAUCCUUUCGAAUUCGCCAAGUGGCUGAUAAUGCUGCCGGUAGAGCGCGACCUCGAAGUGAACGAAAUUUCGGGUAGAACAUUUUGGGGUGCGCUCUGCUGUCCUGGACAAGUCUUUCGUGGCAUUUUAGGUCAAACAUUUCCAAUGUGUCCGCACAACAAUUGGCGAAUGAGCUAUAUUUAUUUUACAAUAUUCCUUGUGGGACUCAUCACCAGUUGCCUGUUCGCAGUGUAUUUGAAGACAUUUCUUACCCAACCGCCUACUAAGUCGCGUAUUAGCAGCUUCGAGGACCUUAUAAAAUCGGAUAUUCGUUGUCUUGUUAAUGAGAAAGAGGUCCCAAUUGUCAUAAAUCUUUUUGGCGCUGCUGCCUGGUCACGUUACAAAGACGGAUUUGAGAUAAUAUCGUCUUGGUCAAAGUUUUUGUCACUUCGUUUGUCUCUAAACACCACCUAUGGUUAUACUGUCACCACUUCAUUGUGGCCCUUCAUCCAGUUGAAACAAUCGCUCAGACGUCGGAAACUCUUUCGGCUCGCCACCGAUUUUAUAUUGGACGACUGGCUCAUCCUGGGUAUGCCUAUUAACGAGAACUCCAUAUACAAACCGGCGUUAAAUCGGUUUAUUGCGUUGGUAAAUGAAGCGGGACUUAUCAACCAUUGGCAAGUUAUGACCUAUUACGACAUGAAAGCGAUUGGUGCCAUAAAUUUGGAUUAUAACGUGGAUGACUCACGGCAGUACAACAUACUGGUUCCCAGCGAUUUUUACUGGAUGGCCUGGAUGUUUGGUUUUGGUACGUACUCAUAA